AGCUCCAGAUCGUCAGCACUCAGUGUCUGCUUCACCACAAACAUCAUUGCAGCUUUGGACAGAGCUGAAAGAGGUGGCCUCGGAGGGGUCGUCGACGUGGCUGGAAGGAAAGAGGAAGCCCAUGCUCACAGCGCGUGGACUCCACAGCCGCUUUCUGUUACGAGCAGAGAUAAACAUGUGAGAAGAUGUCUGUUGGAGGUUGCGCUUGCCCAGGCUGUUCGUCCAAGUCGUUCAAGCUGUACUCCCCAAAGGAGCCUCCCAACGGUAGUGCCUUUCCCCCUUUUCAUCCUGGCACAAUGCUGGACAGAGAUGUGGGACCAACACCAAUGUAUCCCCCCUCGUACAUGGAACCUGGGAUAGGAAGGCACACGCCGUAUGGAAAUCAAACAGACUACAGGAUAUUUGAACUCAAUAAACGGCUACAGAACUGGACAGAGCAGGACUGUGACAAUCUGUGGUGGGAUGCUUUCACAACAGAGUUUUUUGAAGAUGAUGCAAUGUUGACUAUCACAUUUUGUUUGGAAGAUGGACCUAAAAGAUAUACAAUUGGCCGGACGUUAAUUCCUCGCUACUUCAGAAGCAUCUUUGAGGGAGGAGCCACUGAACUCUUUUAUGUACUGAAGCAUCCCAAGGAGUCCUUCCACAGCAACUUUGUAUCUCUCGACUGUGAUCAGUGCACCAUGGUCACGCAGAACGGCAAGCCCAUGUUUACACAGGUUUGUGUAGAAGGAAGGUUGUAUUUGGAGUUCAUGUUUGACGAUAUGAUGCGCAUAAAGACGUGGCACUUCAGCAUCCGACAACACCGAGAAGUCGUACCACGCAGCAUACUGGCCAUGCACGCCCAGGACCCUCAGAUGCUUGACCAGCUUUCAAAAAACAUUACAAGAUGUGGAUUAUCUAAUUCAACUUUAAACUACCUCCGACUUUGUGUAAUCCUGGAGCCCAUGCAGGAGCUAAUGUCCAGACACAAGACGUAUAGCCUCAGUCCCCGAGAUUGCUUAAAGACCUGUUUAUUUCAGAAAUGGCAAAGAAUGGUUGCCCCACCAGCUGAGCCAGCAAGACAAGCACCAAACAAGCGGCGGAAAAGAAAGAUGUCGGGUGGCAGCACAGUGAGUGCAGGUGGUGGCACCAACAACAACAGCAACAGCAAGAAGAAAAGUCCAGCCAGCAGCUUUGCGCUCUCCAGCCAGGUACCUGAUGUGAUGGUGGUGGGCGAGCCCACUCUGAUGGGAGGGGAGUUCGGGGACGAGGAUGAGCGACUGAUCACACGGCUCGAGAACACACAGUUUGAUGCAGCCAAUGGCAUCGAUGACGAGGACAGUUUCACCAACUCUCCAGCCCUGGGCAACAACAGCCCCUGGAACAACAAAGCUCCCUCCAGCCAGGAGAGCAAGAGCGACAACCCCACCUCACAGUCAGCUCAGUAGACCACAGCCCUCACUGUGGAGGGUUAGGGGAAGGCAUGCAGUAAAUAGAGGACAUUUUUAAAUUUCCGUCGUUUGAUUGAAAUGGCACUCGCGUUUUAGUUCUUAGAACCGGCCUCCCUACCAUAGUGCUUUGCUCUGAAGAAUCCCAACUGGCCAGACUCUGUUCUUCUUUAGCUUGUGAAAUUGUGCUUUUUGCAAAUUACUGUAGAAUUAAUCAUCUGCAUUUGAUAUUUGAAUUAUUCUUUUAUUUCUCUGAAAUGAUCUCACUGUGCAUUUGUGCCUGAGAGAGAGAGAGAAUCUAGUUUUAGCCCUAGAAAAGAAUCAGUGUCUGGUCUGUUUGAGUUCUCUGAGCUUGAGAACAGCAGAGUUAGUGAAGGCAGCCAUGUCUGUGGGUUCUUGUUCCAACCUCGGGUCUCUGGGUGCUGUGCUUGACAAUGCAUGGCGGUUUCUGUUGUGCUCACUUCACAGAAAAGGGUCUUUUGAAAAUUAUUUUUGAAUAUUAUUUUGUUUUCUUAUUUAAGCAUCUGAUGAUAAACAUUAUGCGCACCUCAGAUUCAAAACCAGCUCCUUCUUAUUUGAUUUCACUUUAUUUCAAACAAGAAAGAAAAACCUGAAUUAUUUGUUUUGUAGGACCUGGUUGGAACAAAAACCUGUACAGUUCCGGAGCUUGAGGACCGGAGUUGAGAACCACUACGUCUUUUAAAAAUAAAUAAAUAAGUGUAAAUCUUGAUGGUACUGGAGUACUGGUCAUGCUCAGUAUGGUCAUAUGCAGAAGUUGCCUACCAUGAACCCAGGCUCAAAAGAGGAGUUUUAUUGAUUUUUUUUGUUUUGUUUUGUUUUUUUUACAUUUGUUUUUUUUGUUUCAUUUUUAUAUAUCAAUUUGUAAAGGUAAAAUUAUAAGCAAGUUAAAACACCCUGACUAUCCUUUGCACUGUUGUCACUGUAUUCUCAAUCUAUUUUUCUUACAAAAUUCUAGUACAUUUUCUUCUUUUUAUCCUUCCCUGUUUAAAAAAAAAAAUGUUGAAUUUGACUAAAGCUGUAACUGGAGAAUGGUAGAGAUUUAUAUAUAUAUAUAUGUAUAUAUAUAAUGCUUUUUAUUAUUUUUAUUAUUAUUAUUAUGCUUUACACAUUUGAGAUAGGCAAGUUGACUUCCUUUUAAAUGUGUGCUAAAGUUAGUUUUAUCACAGCAUGUGUGUCUGGAAACUGCAUGUUUCAGACAUCUAUUCCCACUGUACUGUACUCUAUAUGUCAGUGCCCAUAUUCUUUCUAGGAACUAUUAAGUUGAUGUCUGUGACAGAUUUUUAGUUUUGUCAAGGAAGCUCAAAACCUUCAGAAAAUGGAAAUAAUGCUGACCAAAUGUUCUCAAAUUGCAAAGCAUAAUGCCUCAUUCCCAUUAGUAAAUACUCACCAUGUAAUUAUUUUAGUUUCCCAAUAUUUUUGGAUUUUUUUUUUAAAUGCUACAGACCAAGAAGCUAUGAGCAAGAUACUUUAAUCUCAGCCCUUGUGUAUUUGUUUCUAUGAAGAAUUCUUUUCAUAUUUUGUUUGUGUAAUUGUGCUGUAUAUUUAAGACUGUAGCUAUGUUCUGUAUAAGUGUAAUUGUAUUUACUCUUCUUUAGAGCAUCCCUGCGGGCGUGCGGUUUAAUGUAAAAACGAAAACCUAAUCAUGCAUUGUAGAAAAUGUUUUUAGAUGCAUUAACCAUAGUCACGUCAGCUUGUAGAUCAUAGUUUUAUUUCAAUGUAUAAUGUAUUUAUUAUUUUUUUUUAUCUUGCCACUUCAUAAUGUCUGGAUACAAUACAUAGUCUUAUGUAAAAAACUUCAAUCUUUGGACAAAUUCUCAAUAGAAAAUUUCUAUGCUGCCUUUGUCCUUUUUUCCUGUAUAACAUAAUUACACUUUAAUUUCAUGUGUGACAUGUAAGACUAUGAAAUCAUCAAUGUUGUUGGUUUGACAUUGUUGCACUGAAUUUAAAGUCAAUCCUUUUCGGUUUAAAAAAAAUCCCUUGACAUAAGCCAUACUAGGUCUUAACACCAGGUGGCAUUCUGCAUUGUGGCCUCAUUUGUAAUGGGGGAAAGGAAAAAAUAAUUCACUUCUUAUCAAUUCAGCCAAGUAUUCUGCCCAAUUGUGUGGCUAUUUUAUAUGAAAAAUAAAUACAUUGUUCAGCUGACUCAGACAGUCCAGUGUUUGUUUGGGAUUAUUCACCAAAUCAAAGGGGAAGCUCCUUUGUGUUCUUGUAGAGCCCCUUUGAUAGUGGCUGUUUGAUAAGUAUAUUUUUUUCUAGUGUCUGCAAUGAUGAUUCAUGUAUGGUAUUAAUAAAAAAUGAAUUUUCACUUAAA
This is a messenger RNA of Astyanax mexicanus (Mexican tetra), 3759 nucleotides long. RefSeq names its product LIM domain binding 1a (gene ldb1a). The transcript is spliced from 13 exons. Lineage: Eukaryota; Metazoa; Chordata; Actinopteri; Characiformes; Acestrorhamphidae. Gene Ontology annotation, cellular component: nucleus; transcription regulator complex. The coding region runs from base 186 to 1427 and encodes 413 amino acids. Gene Ontology annotation, biological process: positive regulation of transcription by RNA polymerase II; nervous system development; negative regulation of transcription by RNA polymerase II. Gene Ontology annotation, molecular function: LIM domain binding. The record is from RefSeq and is a predicted model, not a curated record.